Molecule: messenger RNA, 561 nt
Organism: Gossypium raimondii (Peruvian cotton)
Lineage: Eukaryota; Viridiplantae; Streptophyta; Magnoliopsida; Malvales; Malvaceae
Exons: 1
Coding region: 1-561 (186 amino acids)
Source: RefSeq, a predicted model, not a curated record
AUGGCCAAUCUUAAUUCGGUGGAUGUAGAUUUGGCCAAUCUUAACAUUAUGGAUGAAGAAGAAGAUCCCUUGGAGGUGGUAGGGGACGAUAUAGCUAUUGAUCCAGAAAAUGGUUUGUGCCUAGUAGGGCGAGUUCUCACGCAUAGUAUUAUGAAUUUUCCAUCUUUAAAAAAUACUCUAGCUGAUUUGUGGCAUCCGCUGAGCAGGGUGUCUAUCACGGAAAUUGAAGACAAACGUAUUUUGUUUCAGUUUUAUAGCAAGAUUGACUUGAAGCGGGUUAUGGAUGGUAUGCCAUGGUUUUUCAACCGACAUCUGAUAGAGUUCCAUAGACUAAUAAGGGGUGAGGAACCAUCUACAGUUUCGCUCUGGACUAUGAUUUUUUGGGUGCAGAUCCACAAUUUACCAGUUGGAUUUAUAACAGAAGGGAUGGCGCGACAAUUCAGGGAAUUUAUUGGAAAAUUAAUGGAGUAUGAUGUGUCGAUGGUGACGAGGGGGAUAAGCAAAUUUAUGCGGAUUAGAGUUGUAAUGGAUAUUAGGCUCCCACUUAAAAAGAAGAAAUAG